Molecule: messenger RNA, 858 nt
Organism: Hansenula ciferrii
Lineage: Eukaryota; Fungi; Ascomycota; Saccharomycetes; Phaffomycetales; Wickerhamomycetaceae
Product: aldo-keto reductase superfamily protein
Exons: 1
Coding region: 1-858 (285 amino acids)
Molecular function (GO): oxidoreductase activity
Source: RefSeq, a predicted model, not a curated record
AUGUCACAUAAAGUUGAAAGAUUCGUUAAAUUAUCAUCAGGUUAUAACAUUCCAUCAGUUGCUUUAGGAACUUGGUUAUUAUCAGGUUCAGAAGCAAGUAAUGUCGUUUAUAAUGCAUUAAAAAAGGGAUAUAGACAUUUUGAUACUGCAAUCUUAUAUGAUAAUGAACGUGAAGUUGGUGAAGCUAUUGCUAAAUGGUUAAGAGAAGAUCCUGUAAAUAACAAGAGAGAAGAUGUAUUCUAUACUUCAAAACUAUGGACUUUUAAUUCUUAUGAACGUACUAAAAAGGAGAUCAACUCAGCAUUAAGUGCAAUUGAACAUUCAAUUGGUUAUAUUGAUCUAUUAUUACUUCAUCAUCCAAAUCCAGGUCCACAGGGAAGAUUAGAUGCUUGGAGAGCAUUACAAGAAGUUGUUGAAACAGGUAAAGUCAAAUCUAUUGGUGUUUCAAGUUGGGGUAAACAUCAUAUUGAUCAAUUAUUAUCAUGGGAUGGUUUAAAAAUUAAACCAGCAAUUAAUCAAAUUGAAAUUCAUCCAUGGUGUAUGAGACAAGAAUUAGCAGAUUAUUCAAGAUCUAAAGGUAUUGCAGUGGAAGCUUAUGCUCCAUUAGCUCAUGGUGGUAAAAUUAAUGAUCCAAAUGUUGUCAAGAUUGCGAAAACUCAUGGUGUUACACCAGGUCAAGUAUUAAUCCGUUGGAGUUUACAAAAAGGUAAUAUCCCAUUACCUAAAACUAAGAAUGUUGAUAGAUUAUCUUCAAAUUUGGAUGUUUAUAAUUUUGAAUUAAGUUCUGAAGAAAUUGAAACAAUUUCACAUCCAGAAGCUUAUGAGCCAACAGAUUGGGAUGUAACUACAAGACCAUAA